Vigna unguiculata (cowpea) is the source of this 562-nucleotide messenger RNA. RefSeq lists its product as uncharacterized. Lineage: Eukaryota; Viridiplantae; Streptophyta; Magnoliopsida; Fabales; Fabaceae. The record is from RefSeq and is a predicted model, not a curated record.
UUACCUAUCAGUGUUUACCAUGAUCAAUAUUUGGAAUCAAUAAAUACCCACUCUCCUUCACAACCCUUUUCACAAGCAGGUGAGAGGGAUUCAACAUUUGGUUGGACUAUGUGGGAGCUCUCGAUGGUGUCGUCCUGGCCGGGAACAUUGGCAUCGUACAUAACUCCUCGUUGGUCGCCGGCGAGGUUGCUGAGGUGGUCGGGGAUGAUGAGCGUGUCAAUUGUGGACGAAGUCGUGUGGAGAGUGGUGACCGCGUUUGAAUCGGUGGCUCUCGUUUCCAUGCUCUGCUUCUUUUUCUUGUUCUGUGGCUGCACCAUUUGAUCUCAACUCUCAACCCUUAGGCCUCGAUCUUUCUUUCUCAUUUUCAAUUUAGCACUAGCUCUCACUUUAUGGUUUUUAGAAAUUUUUGUAAUGGAAAAUUUGUUCUUUUUUAAAAGUAGAAAUGCACUGAACUAGGUUGAAGUUUUGUCUACUGUUGUGUGUAUUGUUUGUUCUCAGACUUCUUGAACUAUGUGUAUAACAACAGUAAAGGAGAAAAUUAAUGGCGUUUUAUUUGUGCUGA